Miniopterus natalensis is the source of this 2436-nucleotide messenger RNA. RefSeq names its product tRNA splicing ligase complex subunit 1 (gene TSLIG1). The record is from RefSeq and is a predicted model, not a curated record. Gene Ontology annotation, biological process: tRNA splicing, via endonucleolytic cleavage and ligation. Gene Ontology annotation, cellular component: tRNA-splicing ligase complex. Lineage: Eukaryota; Metazoa; Chordata; Mammalia; Chiroptera; Miniopteridae.
GUUUCUAGUUCUCCCUUUCCCUUCCUCUCUGAAAUCAAUAAAAACACAUUAAAAAAAAAAAGUUAAACACAGACUGACGUUCAAGUGAUGAAUGGAUGUUAUUUAUUAACUACUGACAGUAUGGGAUAUAGCUCCAUUCUGAUUUGAGCAGAGCUGAUUGGGCCUUUUAAAGGGAUAAUGAGGGAUGGAGGAAGAGGGGGGAGCUCAGUAGAGACUCAGAAGUGAAAAUUUACGAAAAGUUGGAUCAGUGUAAAUUCGAUUAGGCCAGCCAGUGUUUGCUAGUUGGCAGUUAUCAAAGUUAGGAUUCUAUCCCCCCACUGAGACAGGGUCCUUCCUCAUGAUUACAUUUCGAAGGAAUGGCUCUGGAGUCCUUGAGAAGAACACUUCUGAGCUGUAAGAGAUUUGGAUCAUACAGCAGAUGUCCAGUUACAUGCAUGGGGAGAUACUCUGGAGGAAGCAUUUGAGCAGUGUGCAAUGGCCAUGUUUGGUUACAUGACAGAUACUGGGACAGUGGAGCCCCUCCAAACAAUAGAAGUAGAAACACAAGGAGAUGACUUACAGUCUCUUCUGUUUCACUUUUUGGAUGAGUGGCUUUAUAAGUUCAGUGCUGAUGAAUUCUUCAUACCCCGGGAAGUGAAAGUACUUAGUAUUGAUCAAAUAAAUUUCAAAUUACGGUCCAUUGGGUGGGGAGAAGAAUUCUCUUUGUCCAAGCAUCCUCAGGGAACUGAAGUCAAGGCGAUAACAUACUCAGCAAUGCAGGUCUAUACUGAAGAGAAGCCAGAAGUUUUUGUGAUCAUUGACAUUUAAGAUAAAAAAAAAAUGCUCCUAUGAAGAACUGUUUUUCUCUUCCUUUUGAGAAGAUACCAUGAUAUAAAUUCUACAGUAUCCGAUGAUACAUGAUGAUUUGCAGGACAGAAAUUUUUUACUUUAAGUGUGACUUUCAAGAAUGGAAAAUCAAGGCAUAGUCUUGAUAUAUAUUAACCAGAUACUCAAACGUUAAAGAAUUCUUCAUGUAGCAAGUAUGGUUCCUUGUUUAUUAAUUUCCUGCUGUGGCAGCAGGUGCCUCACACCCUUCCAAUGCCAGCCCUCCAGCCUGGUCCCAAAAGGGAUCAUUGAUGUAAGCAGCAGCCUGAGAGACUCUGAGGCUGCCAUGCUGUUAUCGAAUCCAGUUUGGGGGAGAAAAUGAUAAUUUGAGAAAUCUUACUAUCAGGAUUUUGCUUUCCCUCCAGAUUGGUUAAGACAUAUAUUUUCUAUGUGUAUAUUAAGAGAGGUUGUAUUUUAGAUUGCUGUGGGACAGAGCCAUCCUGUAUUCCAGUUAGUUGUCCUAGAAGAAAUAAUUAUAAUUGAACAACAGGAGGACUUCUCUAGAAAGAGCCCUGAUUUUCUCACUUUUUUUAAAGCACUGAUAUAUUGACACUUUCUUGUUUUCCCGUAAGAAAAAUGUAAUGCCCUUACAAAUGGGCCCUUCUAUCAUAUAAUUUUAUAUUAAAACCAGUAUAUUUAUACAGUUAGAGAAUGGGAGAAUUUUUUUAAAAGUUUCUUUGGUUUUUAAAAACUAUCUAAGCUCUUCAUUUCUAAGAAGACAGUAAGCCAGUAAAAUAACUUUAAAAUGAUCUGAACUUUUCAAAGUAGAUAGCUUCUAAAAAAUGAAACUGUGUUGGUUUGAUAUGCAACAUUAUUCUAUUUUCUUCAUUAAUAUUCAUUCCCAUGAUACCAGAGUUUUGCAAAGUUGCUAUUUAUUCACAUGGACAUUAGAAAAGAUUGCCACUGGGUGGUGCCAGAUAUCAUAAUAGGAGGCUGAACUUGACCUAAGAGGAAGAGAUUGUGAGCUGUCCAAGUUCUCUCUGAGAACUGCAUUAUUUUCCCUGGGUAUUAACAGAGUAGGGCCAAGAAAGGCUAGACAAAGAUCCUGAAGCUCUUCAAAUUAAUAUCUAGUAGGAUCAUUGGGGUAGUGCUGCUUAAACUUCUUUAAUCUUAGGCACAUUUUGCAAAUUUGGAUUAUGGCCCUCCAAGCAAAAAAAUGUCUGGAGUCUACUUUUGUUAUGAUGAAUUUCUGGACUGAGAUGGGGCUCUUUUUUUCAUGGACCCCUUUGCACAUCAUGGGCUACUUGGGGGGUUGAUUGUGAAAAUGAACAAGGGGAUACCAUGAGGGCCAUACCUAAAGCAAGACUUCUUGGGAUGCAUAAAGCCAAGCAGGGUGCAAACUUGACUGGAAGAAAAAGCACAGCCAUUUCUCUUGCCACCACUGCUAUAUAAUGGGGUUCAGUAAAAAAAGUCAGAUGUAAUUAUGCAAUACAAAUUAUGUUUCUUUAUAUAAUAAAUAUAUAACUUAUUACAACUUUAAAAAUGUGUUAGUUUAAAAAUAUAUGUGUCAGCAUGUUGGUAUUAAGGAGCAUUUUUGUUUUUAUGGAAAAACUAAAUAAAUAUGAUAUUCUC